Molecule: messenger RNA, 1124 nt
Organism: Phaethon lepturus (White-tailed tropicbird)
Lineage: Eukaryota; Metazoa; Chordata; Aves; Phaethontiformes; Phaethontidae
Gene: LRP11
Product: low density lipoprotein receptor-related protein 11
Exons: 7
Molecular function (GO): protein binding
Source: RefSeq, a predicted model, not a curated record
GUGUUUGCCUCGAAUUUUUCUAUGCCUUACCUACUUCUGAUAAAAACAAGACACAAAAAGUUUGCUGUUUAGUCAGCAAUGAAAAAUUUUCCCACUGCUCCAAUGAGCUCCGUGCCUUCGAGCAAGUUCUUGAAACUGGAGAGGAGCGCCUGCAAGGGAGAAUCCCUACACUGAUGAGGAAGCGCCUUUUCUUUCCUUGUGCAGCUUGGCCCAUGCUGGAAGAAGAAGAAUACGAUGAACCUCCACGGUGCAAGGCAGGACAAGAUAUUGUGCUGCAGUCACCUGUUGACUGGGUGCUUUUGGAUGGCCGAGAAAGCUCAGAUGACCGUGGAAUUGUGCAGUAUGAGUGGACGUUGCUGCAAGGUGACUCAUCGGUUGAAAUGAAGGUACCACAGCCAGGAACACUGAAACUCUCUCACAUCCAGGAAGGCGGGUAUAUUUUCCAGCUAACUGUGACAGACACUGCAGGUCAGCGGAGCUCUGACAAUGUCUCUGUGACCGUUCUGCCCAUGGUUCAUUCUGCAGUAGCCUGUGCCGGGGUUUGCUCUCGCUACCAGUUUAUCUGUGAUGACGGCUGCUGCAUUGACAUCACAUUUGCUUGCGAUGGCGUGAGACAGUGCCCUGAUGGAUCAGAUGAAACUUUCUGCCAAAACUUCAGCCCAGGCCGGAAGACGGUGACUCAUGCGGCUCUUGGCACUACCCAGCAAAGGACUCCAGGUCUGACAGAAAACACAGAUGAAAACUUCUCUGCAGAAAACACCCUGAAAGCCACUGCCAGAAAUCAACCGCUUCUUUCAGUGGAUGCAGACAUGUCUAACCAAUCGCUUUCUCAGGGACCAAAGAAAAAAAUCGGUGAAUUUGUGCCAGAUAACAGUUCCUCAGGGAAAAAAGCAGAUGAUAAAAAUGGGAAUGGCAUAAUUGUGCCAAAGAGGGAUCAGCUUGGAGGUGGUCGUCCAGUCCCAGAAACAGGUGCUGUGUUACCCUUAGCCUUAGGCUUGGCCAUCACUGCUUUACUGCUGCUUAUGGUUGCUUGCAGACUGCGUUUAGUGAGACAAAAGCUUAAAAAAGCUCGACCUAUUACAUCCGAAGAGUCCGAUUACCUCAUCAAUGGGAUGUAUCUCUAA